AUGAUAUGCUUUAUCGUUUCAAUGCACAAUCACCUGUUAUCAUAUAUGGUGUUAUUUAUUACUAUUUAUUUUCACAUUUAUUUAUUAAUCCUUAUUUAUAUAUAUCAAAACUACAAUCUUGAAAAUGUUUACGUUUUGUUCUUGAUAUUACAAAACAGAAUCAGAAACAAAAGAAAAAUGAUUUCUCACUCAGAAUACUGCCGACAAUUGAACAGUGCCUAUAAUGAAGGGAGUGUGCAAGCUAAUCCAUAUUGCCAACAAAUAGUCUAUGAUUCAAGUAGUCAUACUAUCCUCAUGAAAACCGGUAUCCCAUCCAAGGCCAGUAAUAGCAUGAGGCUCGAUCAUUUAGAAUUCAAAAUUACAUAUUCUCAUGUAUAUCAAGAACCUCUGCUGCUGCUACGAAUAUGGAUACGAGAACACAAUGAUGAAUUUACCAUGUCGAAACUAUGGUUUCCUAAAGAUGUAAAACAGAUUUUGAACAUUGAUAGUGCUUUCCAAUUAGGGUUGGAUUCAAUAUCUUCGGACAUGCGUCAGCAUCAGGAGGCUUGGUACUCUUUUCAUCCCUGUGAUACCUCAUAUAUGAUAGGAGACAAGCCAGAAUAUUUAGACAAGUAUCUAGAACGCUGGUUAAGCGUGUUCUUAUUUAGUGUAUUGCUGUGA
Zygotorulaspora mrakii is the source of this 660-nucleotide messenger RNA. It is a transcript of the gene ATG10, whose product is annotated as E2-like conjugating enzyme. Gene Ontology annotation, molecular function: ubiquitin-like protein transferase activity. The transcript has a single exon. Lineage: Eukaryota; Fungi; Ascomycota; Saccharomycetes; Saccharomycetales; Saccharomycetaceae. The coding region runs from base 1 to 660 and encodes 219 amino acids. The record is from RefSeq and is a predicted model, not a curated record.